CGCCUGCUCCAAGAGCCCAGCUCAUUGGGGACCCGAUUUGCGACGGGCCCGGGUCUCCGCUACUCCUCUGAGCUCUCUCACGCCCCAUCCUCUUCCAGUGAGCGGAAGCCGGAGUUGGCGAGACUGGCCGGGGAGGAGGAAGGCGGGCGCGCGUGGGCGCCGGGGACUAGGCGAUGUCCACCGGCUCGGUGAGUGACCCCGAAGACAUGGAGGUGAGAGGGCUGCAGCGCGUCUACCCGACCCCCUCCUCCAAGAGGCCACCUCUGCACGAUGCCGAGCGCGGCUACGUCUCUCCCAGCGACAAUUCUUCCGCGGAGGAGGAGGACCCAGACGGCGAAGAGGAGCCACGCUCUUUGGGAGCCGCGGGCAUCCCGGGGGGCUGCAAGAGGAAGCGGCCCCGUGUGGCUGGCCCGGGCGGCGCAGGUGGCGGUGCGGGCAGCGGUGGAAAGAAGCCGCUCCCGCCCAAGGGCUCGGCCGCUGAGUGCAAGCAGUCGCAGCGGAACGCCGCCAACGCCCGCGAGCGGGCCCGGAUGCGCGUGCUGAGCAAAGCCUUCUCCAGACUCAAGACCAGCCUGCCCUGGGUGCCGCCCGACACCAAGCUUUCCAAACUGGACACGCUGCGCCUGGCUUCCAGCUACAUCGCGCACCUGCGCCAGCUGCUGCAGGAGGACCGCUACGAGAACGGAUACGUGCACCCGGUGAACCUGACGUGGCCGUUCGUGGUCUCUGGACGGCCGGACUCUGACACCAAAGAUGUUUCUGCAGCCAACAGACUCUGUGGAACUUCCGCUUAGAAGGACAGCAACACAGCUGAUGGGUUAUGUUAAAUGGAAAGGACCGGGCCAAGGAGGUCCUGUUGGAUUCCGGACCUUCUCCUCUUCCUGGACCUGUUAACAGGACGGGUGACUAACCUGGUGGAGCACAGGUGGACCUGGCUGCUGCGGAUCAGCGCAACUGUAGCCAAAGAGAGCCUGGUUUCCUGGGGAGAAGUCUCAGACUAGAUCCAACCUGGGGCAUUAGCUCUGAGCUCAAACCAUGCCUUCUGAGUCCACAGCAGAAACAGGCUGCUUUCUAAGCUAAUGUGGAUUUUCCCUGUAGUUUCCCUGCAGAGCCAGGUCCUUCCCUGUGACCUUGUUUGAGCGCUCUUUUCCAGCUCUGGAAACGCUGGAAAAGUCCAUCAGGGACCUCUUUCUCAGUUUCGGAGGACAGUGUCAAACUCCCACCAGGAAGUUCUCUUUUAGUGACGGUACAUGGCGAGAUGGUGACAUAUACCACCGAAAGCCGGUUUUGCCCUUAAUCCCUCAGCGUUGGGGUCUGCUUCCUGAGCUCCCUUGUCUCUCUGAUCAGUGUUGGGACAGCCUGCCCUCUGUCUGGUCUCCACCCAGUGGACCCAGCUGGUUUAUUUGGUUCUCAGUCUCCUCCCCAUCCACAGUUUCUCCUUAAGUCUUAUUUGACUGCCCUUUUGUGACAACUCGCCCCUCUAAACAGCUCGCUCCUGCCACUGCACAGCCUCCUGUGGGGUUCAGGUUCUCCCAGGCACCCACUAUUCUUCCUGGUCCAAGGACUGAGCAUGGUGGGCGGUUGGGGCUGGUCUCUCUACCCACUGGCCCAGUGCAUGGUGCUUGGUGGUCCUGGCAACGCUGUAGUG
Molecule: messenger RNA, 1648 nt
Organism: Microtus ochrogaster (prairie vole)
Lineage: Eukaryota; Metazoa; Chordata; Mammalia; Rodentia; Cricetidae
Gene: Msc
Product: musculin
Biological process (GO): skeletal muscle tissue development; regulation of transcription by RNA polymerase II
Molecular function (GO): DNA-binding transcription factor activity, RNA polymerase II-specific; protein dimerization activity; RNA polymerase II transcription regulatory region sequence-specific DNA binding
Source: RefSeq, a predicted model, not a curated record